CGCGAUUUUUUUUAUUAUCCCAAACCCAUCCACAUCUUCCCAAUGUCGCAAGGUGUCUUUGAAAAGGGUACGGACCUCUGGAGGAAAUGAGAAGAAGGGUCUGUUUUGACUCACGCCUGUCGAGAUGGAGGCAUCAUUAAGAAGACCUGUACUUUCAAGAUCAAACACACCUCAUUAGGUCAUUGCGGAUCAUUGUUACUCAGCGUAAGAGGCAUCUCUAAGCUGUGACCUGCAAUUUUUUUUUUGUCUAUGAGCACUGAAUCACAGAGAAGACUGCUCCCACCGUCGACCCAAUGUAGGAACUCCUCCCUCCGGUUCCCACAGCCUCGAGUCUUGCUUGGAUUUCAGCAUUCAGUCAAAUCCACCAGGACGGAGUAUGCCAUCUGCACCUUUUCACAGAAUCCUACGACCCCUCCUGCUCGGCACAUUCAUACUGGGAUGCUUUGUGACCCUGUUUUUGAUGUAUUUUAAACCAUCCACCAGCUGGUUAUCGGGUCCUGUAGAGUCAACGGCGUCCACAGACCGGGUCAAGAACCUCUUCUCCACCAAGAGCGACAAAAACGUAACCACCGUGCUGAUCUGGCUCUGGCCCUUCGGACAAACCUACGACCUGAGCGUGUGCAGCUCUCUCUUCAACAUCGAGGGCUGCUUCAUCACUGCGGACAGGAACCUGUACAACAAGUCAGAUGGGGUCGUCAUCCAUCACCGAGACAUCUGCACUGACCUCUCCAACCUGCCGCCGCUGCAGCGACCGUCCUUCCAGAAGUGGAUAUGGAUGAACUUGGAGUCGCCGUCGCACUCCUCCCAGCUGCCCGGGAUCGAGAACCUGUUCAACCUGACUCUCAAUUACCGUCAGGAUGCUGACAUUGAAGUGCCUUAUGGGUCCAUCGUAGCAGCGGAGGGAGAGGAAGACUUUGUCCCGCCCAGCAAAAACAAGCUGAUCUGCUGGAUUGUGAGCAACUGGAACCAGGACCACGUGCGAGUGAAAUACUACAAUGAGCUGUACAAACACAUUGAGGUUCAUGCGUAUGGACAAGCCUUCGGGGAGUACAUCUCCGACCAAGACUACUUCCCCACCAUCGCCAGCUGUAAGUUCUACCUGGCUUUCGAGAACUCCAUCCACAAGGACUACAUUACUGAAAAACUGUACAACCCGCUCUCUGUGGGGACGGUGCCAGUGGUUCUCGGCCCACCCAGGCAGAACUACGAGAACUUUAUCCAGGGAGACGCCUUCAUCCACGUGGACGACUUCACCUCGCCCAAGGAGCUGGCUGAUUACCUGCUGCUCCUGGACAAGAACGAGGAAAUGUACCUCAGGUACUUUGAGUGGCGGCGGCACUUUAAAGUAAAGAAGGCCUAUUUCUGGGCAGAGCACACAUGCCUGGCUUGUGAUUACCUGCGCAGGCACAAGGAGUACAAGGCAUUCAAUAACCUUGACAAGUGGUACUGGGGUGGAUAGUGCUCUGAAGGGCUAUGCAGCGCUUGUUUUGUUGUUGAAGGCAGUGCUUUAAGAUUUUUGUCCUUCGGUUAACAUGAAGGUUCAUUACUGUUCUGUCCCGAGCUCCCGAAUGAUGUUUUUCUAUCGGUUCUGUGGCACAGCGAGACAUCCAUCUUGUUUUGUUUAUUAUUUGCAAGCCAAAUUUGACAAGCCUUACUUUGCCUUUUGAGUUACUCGUUUAUGAUUUAUAUUUUUAUGAAUUACAAAUGCACUACAUUUUUUUUAUUAUUUCAGCCCAUGUUUUGCGUAACAUGCCCACAUUUGCUGCUAUUUUUUUCUGUUUUUGUUCCGUCAUUAGUGUGAAUGUGUGAUUGUAUGGAUGUUCCUGUGCAACAGAUAACAUUCAUGAUGCAAGGUUGCCGUUUAAAUAUCACAUUUUCAUGAAGUGGCACACAGUGGACAUCAGAAUAGUGCUGGCUGCAGACUCACACAAAAACUGAAAAUAUUUAUGUAAUAUUUAUUCAAGUGAGGCAUUAUAUGAUAAAAAACAAUCUCAUCUGUGCUAGUGAUGCAGUCACCUAUGCAGUGUUUACUGAACUCAAAUGUGAAAGUAGUUCAAUUGUGUCAUGUACAUAUUUGUGUAUUUUUGGAAUUAUGUAGCUGUCUUUUUUUUUCUUAUUUUUGUAAAUUUGCAUUUGCACUGCUAAUCCAACCUAUCUUUAUAUAUGUACAGUAAGACAGACGCUUAUCAUAUUAUAUGGUUGUAGAUGACAUAUGGUGAUCAUUACCCUGAUAGUCUCCGACAGCAGAUGUGACUGCUCCGUGAGAGGGAGGUUACUAUUUUAAUCAUGUUGUGAGUUGUUCAUUGUCACGUGUGAUGUGUCACAGUGCGGUUGGAUCCCAUGUGGAUGAUGAUAGUACAGUACGGAGCUAGUGCGCUGCAACAUGAAACUCCCAGACGCCUCAUUAUGUUGCAUUCUGAUUUGAGCUUUUAAGUGAAAACGGUGACGACAAAGAGCAUAAAAUGAAACAGCGCAGCUCCUCUGCUGCGUGUACUGUACUGUCAUCCCACUGAAAUAUUUACACUGAUAUUUUCAACUAUUCCAAGCAGGUGUUAGCAUAUGGGUGAGGUGGGUGAGCUCUGCCCACGUGUUCGGGACCUGUCGAGAACAAUGUGAAAGAUGUGAAAUGCUCGCGAUUAUUUCUGUCUUUGAAUCAUCACACCGCAGUGUCGUUUGGGGAGUUAGAGGUUGCAUGUGAGAAAUAUUUUUCUGGAUUAUUUGUUUACUCCUGUUUACAGUUGUGUGGCUUGCCAGCCAGCCUACACCGCUCAAGAUCACACUCGAAAAAGACAGCUCGGCAUCUGUACAUAUUACAUCACUUUUAAAUGUUGUCAGAACAGCUAAUCCAUGAACAAUGCAUCUCAACAGCACUCAGCAGCUACUGACAUGACGGUUAAGUCUUUACAGAACGUACUGUGGAAAACCAUGUCAGCACUUUAUGCAAGAUGAGCUGGUGUCUUCUUGGUCAAAGUACACAAACUUGUUUCAGGUUCAGGUUUCAUUUUGAUAUUUCUCCACUGUCAAAGGGACCAUUGAUGUAAAUUAGGAUGAAUUCAAUUAUUUUUCUUAUGGAAUAUGGUUCCACAUGCCAUAGUGAAACCUGUAUAUAACCCCUGUAGUGAACUGAAUCAUCAUCUAGAUCAAACCAGCCCACUAACACAGAUCAUUCCUGUAUGUGCACCAUGCUGAGGGAGCUCCAACGGUGUCUGAGUUCAUGGGGAAAAGACGUGAUGUGUUGUAUAUAUUUUCCAAAUCUCUUUAUAACAUGGAAGUAUUGUGAGGCAGUGAACAUGAUUUUGCUGCACCUUCGUAAAUGAUGCUGGUGCUUCAAGAGGCUGUGAAUCAAGGCGAAAGGAGAGAGACACUUGAAAAGAAUGACGUCAGAGAUAAUGGUUUUAGUGUUGUGAGAUGGACGUUUUCAUCAAGGGAGGCAAUUUUACACUGAUGUUUUUUAUUGUUGUUUUUUUGUUUUGUUUUUUUUGAUUAGGCGGUAAUCUUGUUGGCAUGACCUGAUUGAGAAAGUCGUGCCAAAAUGCAGCAGAGAUAUAGCACUUUUAUUCAUUUAGAGUUGUGUGACUCACUGUGCUGGUGCCUGUCUUAGCUGGAGCUAUUGUGAGUUCAUAAACUGUCAUCCAAGACCUCGGCUGUCCAGCAGAUUAACUGUGAAGCUGCCGCUCACGGUCUCAUAUUGUACAGUCCAAUCUCAUGUAUGAAAACAAAGGUUUCUUGUCCAAUGUGGUUGGUGACUUUAAGGAACAAAAGAUUUUUGAUUUUUUUUUUGUGUGUUGUCUGUCUCUUUCAUCCUCUCUUCCUUUCUCUCUUUUUUUGCACAAAAACAAACGUGAGGAGCUGUGGCUUCUCUGUCCCCUGUCUGAGUCUGCGAGUGUGUCACAGCACCAGAGAGUGAAUCAGGAUGUCUCCGGUUGCAGUCUGACCUGGCACUGAUUCUGCUGGAGUCCUUAAAAACACUGCGAGAUGAAAUCUUCGUGUGUGGUUGAACGUGAAGAUUUCUCCAGAAAUGCUCAUUUUCUGCCAGUUCACUGAAACAGUCAGUGAGUCAAUCAGUACAAGUUUUUUGCCAAAUCAUUGUAUUUUGCCAAAUGUUGUGUUUUAACUGUAGAUGUCUGAUAGUGUCAAAGAAAAUAAAGAUGUGGACAAAU
Chelmon rostratus (copperband butterflyfish) is the source of this 4160-nucleotide messenger RNA. It is a transcript of the gene fut9a, whose product is annotated as fucosyltransferase 9a. The coding region runs from base 377 to 1459 and encodes 360 amino acids. Gene Ontology annotation, cellular component: membrane. Gene Ontology annotation, molecular function: alpha-(1->3)-fucosyltransferase activity. The transcript has 3 exons. The record is from RefSeq and is a predicted model, not a curated record. Lineage: Eukaryota; Metazoa; Chordata; Actinopteri; Chaetodontiformes; Chaetodontidae.